AUGGUCCCCUACACUCUCGCCGUAAAGGGCGCCGUGCUGGCGUACUCGUGCCUGGGUAGCGGCCCGCUCCUGGUCACGGUGCCCGGCGCCAACGGAGACGCCGUCAUCUUUAACCAGACCGUGCCCCACAUGGCCAACAACUUCACAGUCUGCUCGUACGACCGCCGCGGCUUCAGCCGCAGCAAUUACACCGAGCCCAACGACCUGACCAUGCCGGUGCGGCUGCAGACGGACGCCGACGACCUCGCCGCCCUCAUCGGCCACCUGUCGCCCGGCAAGCCCGCCCUUGUUUUCGGCACCAGCAGCGGCGCCAUCGUGUCCCUAGAGAUGCUCUCGCGCCAUCCGGAAGCCGUGUCCUUCCUCGUCGCCCACGAGCCGCCCCUGACCAAGAGCCUCGGCGAAGCCGGCGCCCAGGUGCAGGCCGUGUUCGCCAACGCCGAGAAGGCGUUCUUCAGCGAGGGCAUCGAGGCCGCCACGCAGGCGUUCCUGGGGCCCGUCGACCCUUCGAACCCCGAGUCCGUCGCGACGCACAGCGUCCUCGAGUCGCCGGACCGUGCGUCCAACGCGGCCCUCUUCUUCGCCCACGAGAUCAACCACUACACGGCCCACUCGUUCGACACGGUGGCGCUCCAAGCCUUCAGGGACAAGCUCGUUUUCGACAAGGGCGACGCCAGCACCGCUCCCGGCACCUCCAUGACCGACGCGCUCGCCCAGAGCAUCGGCGUCGCCGUGGAGCACACGCCCGGCGGCCACCUCGGCUACACCUCCAAGCCUGUCGAGUUUGCGGCGGCGAUUGCUGAGAUUUUCGCCGCGCACGGAAAGCUGUAG
This is a messenger RNA of Pyricularia pennisetigena, 828 nucleotides long. RefSeq lists its product as uncharacterized. NCBI's taxonomy places the organism in Eukaryota, Fungi, Ascomycota, Sordariomycetes, Magnaporthales, Pyriculariaceae. The record is from RefSeq and is a predicted model, not a curated record. The coding region runs from base 1 to 828 and encodes 275 amino acids. The transcript has a single exon.